GAUGGAAGUUUGAAGUAUUAUUUAGCUACAGCUUGUACUAUGCAGUAUAUCUAUAGCAAACAAAGCAUAGCUACAGGAGUUCAAAUACUUCACAGUGACAUUCAACAGCUGAUCCAAACACGUGUCCAUCACAGGUGAUUCGAAAAAACUGCAUUGGCUUGCGUGAAUGCCGUAACAAAAGUUAGCCGAACAUCGUCCACGCAGUAUUAAACACUUUUAGUAGCGUAGAAACUACACUAGUACUCUUCAAUAACCAAUCACAGUAUGACCAUGCAGUAGUCUCUCUAUGAAAUUCCCAACAGCACAACCAUAGCUAUAAUUAAUUGCCUGUAGCUCUCGUACAAAAAGAUUCUCACAAACACUCUUAAACUUCCUUCUUUCCAUUCCAAAUCCUCUCAAGAACGUCAUCUUCUCAACAAAAACAAGUUCUAACAUUUGAAUCAAAUAAUCUUUCAGGGAAUAUAUCAUCUUACCUCAAAGAAUCUAUCAAAAAUAGAAACAAUCAAUAUGUCUCAAGCAGACAGUCCUACUCUCAGGGCCAUCUUCAACAAAGGAUUUGCUCUCUCGCAAGCAGUAUCCAAGAAGAUAUCCUCAUCUGAACCUCUACCUCACAGUCGCAUGUCUGUAUUUUCCUCAAAUCCUGACCUUACGACUGAUGUUGCAACUCCACGUCCUAAGAGAACAAAACACUCAGGCCCUGCGACCCAACUUCUGCAUGAUUUUUUCGAGGAAUUCGAUGAAAUUGAAUCAGCUGAAUCGAUCGAAGAUUCUACCUAUGUUAAUAUUCAACAUGCGCGCCAGAGAGCUGGUACACUGGGAAAUGGACCUAGACCUAGGAUCGAAACAUCAUUCAAGACCAAGUCAUUUGAUCUUCCACGUCGAUCAUCGAAUUCAUCCAAUCAUUUUAUGAAUUCCUUAAUCGAUUAUUCACAUCUAAAUGAUAGCUUUGGAGAAGAUCUCCAAAAGCUGUCAGACAAAAUCGGAGAGAUUCAAUCCAGAAACAAACAAAUCCUCGAAGCUGACGACGAUACUAUCUUAGAUACUCUUCCAGCUCGGAAUACCGGAUAUUUUUCACAUUACGCUAAAGUUAGAGGAUCUGCUAAUGCUUAUAAGCAAGAAUUUGAAGAUACAUUAAAGAAGGAAAAGGAGAUAUAUGAAUCUACCCCUGCUUACAUCAACCCCCAGAUGCCUGGUCUUAGUGCUGCUGAAAUGCGCAAACGAAUGCCAAGAUUAAUUAUUGCUGAACCAGAAUAUGAAUUCGACGAAGAAGACAAAGAGGAGAAAUCCGCGGUCAAAAUCCUCGAGGGACUCUUCAAGGAGUUGGCGGAGAGAGACGCUAGGACUAAUGAGGGAGAGUCUGAGAAUGCCAAACAAAUCAUCGAGAAGUUAGAAAACAAGGGCAGAGAUAAUAGGAAAGAAAAAGGCGUUGCGACAAGCGAUAUUGAAGAUAGAAAAUCUGAAAAGAGCCAUGGUUCUGAUUAUGAUCUUUACGAGUCUCGUGAAAUCAACAUCUUUGCAGACUUCGCCGAACAAACAGACGAUGAGAUUCGACAGUAUUCUGCCAUAACCCAAAAAUAUAUUGCAGACGGAUGUCACAUGAGGGGACUUGAUCAGAUUCUCGAGAAGGAUGAAGAGCAAUUGGUGCAAUCGCAGCAACCAAAUGAAACCAAAUCGGAAGUAACCCCUAUCCCGGAGCUUGAGGAGAAAAACAAAAAAAAAUUAACAGAAUCUCAACAAGAUCUCUGCGAAGUCUCUCCCGUGAUGGAAUCUCCUAAAGUCAAUGAUGAGGACACAAUUCAGCAGGACCAACACGAUGUAGAUGGCAGUGAGUAGAUUCUCGUAACAACAACAAGCACAUGGCCGACACUGACAAAUAAGACACAAAGGAAGACGAAGAAUUUCAGAACUCUUCACAACAUCAGGAUACUCUUGAAAAUCAAAAUCUGGAUGUUAUCGAAACUUUCGAUCUGGUUACUAGUGCUAGUAUCAAUGAAAUCUCGGAUUCUACUUCUUCUAUUGAUGAAAGCGCAUCAGAGGAGGAAGAUGAGAUGCAAUUUGGCAUGGCUGCGAUGGCUACGGGUGUUAUGGUUGCGGCUCUCUGGAUGAUUGAGAGAAGGACUGUGUUUUCUUAGGGGUCAAUUUUUGUUUCUCACUUUGUAAUCUACAGAGUAGAUAUUUCUUUCUCUUUCUUUGGGUCUUCAUCUUUUGGAGCGGUUGGACAGUUUAUUUGUGGAGUGCAAUGAAUGCGGAUAUUCGAGAAAAAUCUUUAAUGGUUUUAGCAUAGGAUUUAUAAAAUUCUGAAAACCACAAUACUUUGUGCAUGGUAUUUAAGAUGAUAGAUGUGAUCUUCUCCUCAAUACUCUUCAUUGAUCUUCA
Molecule: messenger RNA, 2376 nt
Organism: Botrytis cinerea B05.10
Lineage: Eukaryota; Fungi; Ascomycota; Leotiomycetes; Helotiales; Sclerotiniaceae
Exons: 1
Coding region: 508-1833 (441 amino acids)
Source: RefSeq, a predicted model, not a curated record